This is a messenger RNA of Loxodonta africana (African savanna elephant), 2781 nucleotides long. RefSeq names its product lecithin-cholesterol acyltransferase (gene LCAT). Lineage: Eukaryota; Metazoa; Chordata; Mammalia; Proboscidea; Elephantidae. Gene Ontology annotation, biological process: lipid metabolic process. The transcript has 6 exons. Bases 109 to 1410 code for a protein of 433 amino acids. The record is from RefSeq and is a predicted model, not a curated record. Gene Ontology annotation, molecular function: phosphatidylcholine-sterol O-acyltransferase activity.
AUUGGCCAGGCUGCCCCUCCCCUCCCACUAGCCCUGGGGCCCUCCCACCGCUGUCCAGAUAAGGCCAGCCUAGGUCUGCUUCAGUGGGCAAUAGGCACUAGGGCUGGAAUGGGGCAAUCCGGCUCCCCAUGGCAGUGGGUGCUGCUGCUGGGACUUCUGCUCCCCCCUGCUGCCCCUUUCUGGCUCCUCAAUGUGCUCUUCCCCCCGCAUACCACGCCCAAGGCUGAGCUCAGUAACCACACACGGCCCGUCAUCCUCGUGCCUGGCUGCCUGGGGAAUCAGCUAGAAGCCAAGCUGGACAAACCGGACGUGGUGAACUGGAUGUGCUACCGCAAGACAGAGGACUUCUUCACCAUCUGGCUGGAUCUCAAUAUGUUCCUGCCCCUUGGAGUGGACUGCUGGAUUGAUAAUACCAGGGUUGUCUACAACCGAAGCUCUGGGCAUGUGUCCAAUGCCCCUGGUGUGCAGAUCCGUGUCCCCGGCUUUGGCAAGACAUACUCUGUUGAGUACCUGGAUAAGAACAAGCUGGCAGGUUACAUGCACACGCUGGUGCAGAAUCUAGUCAACAAUGGCUACGUGCGGGAUGAGACAGUGCGGGCUGCCCCCUAUGACUGGCGGCUGGAACCCAGUCAGCAGGGAGAGUAUUACCAGAAGCUCACUGGGCUGGUGGAAGAGAUGCAUGCGGCCUAUGGAAAGCCCGUCUUCCUCAUCGGGCACAGCCUCGGCUGCUUGCACUUGCUCUACUUCUUGCUGCAACAGCCCCAGUCCUGGAAGGACCGAUUCAUCGAUGGCUUCAUCUCUCUUGGGGCCCCCUGGGGUGGCUCCAUCAAGCCCAUGCUGGUCCUGGCUUCAGGUGACAACCAGGGCAUCCCAAUCAUGUCCAGCAUCAAGCUGAGAGAGGAGCAGCGAAUGACAACCACCUCCCCCUGGAUGUUUCCAUCCCGCCUGGCGUGGCCUGAGGACCAUAUAUUCAUUUCCACACCCAGCUUCAACUACACAGGCCGUGACUUCCAGCGCUUCUUUGUGGACAUGCACUUUGAGGAAGGCUGGUACAUGUGGCUACAGUCACGUGACCUGCUGGCAGGGCUCCCAGCCCCUGGGGUGGAAGUGUACUGUCUAUACGGUGUAGGCCUGCCCACGCCUCACACCUACAUCUAUGACCACGGCUUCCCCUACACGGACCCUGUGGCUGCACUCUAUGAGGAUGGUGAUGACACAGUAGCCACACGCAGUACUGAGCUCUGUGGCCGCUGGAAGGGUCGUCAGCCGCAACCUGUGCACCUGCUGCCCCUGCACGGGAUACAGCACCUAAACAUGGUCUUUAGCAACCAGACGCUGGAGCAUAUCAAUGCAAUCCUGCAGGGCGCCUACCGAAGUGGCUCCAGCCCAAGGUCCCUGCACCCUGAAUAAACCUGCCUUUGCUGCUUUAAGCCCAAAGGUGUGUGUUGUGGGUUAAGGGGGAAACACUAGGGUCCACACAUCAGGAUUCCCUCAUCAUCGGCCAAAGGCCAGAAGCUUUGUGGAAUAUGGGGCAAGCUGGGCUCUAUAAAACUGGGACUGAACAAGGCACCUACUCUCCAGGUGAACUGUUUGGGCAUGGAGACUGAAGCCAGCUGUACACCCAGCAUGGGAUGGGGGCACAUGGAGCCUGGGGUGCACAGAGAUGAGAGCUGGCCCUGCCGGCACCCAGAAGGGCAAGACACCUCUAGACAGGGCCUUUUGAGCACCUGCUAUGUGGAGGACAGAAGCACAAGAGUUUAGACUCUGGUGGGGAGGUGACAGCCAUUAAUCAGAUCAGUUCCCUGAUGAAGGGUUAAUUGUAAAUGGAGCUAAGUCCUUUGAGAGAAAAGUAUAGGAGGAGUAAGAGUCACCUACAAGAACCUGAUUGAGCCUUGAGGGUCAAGAAGGCUUCCCAGAGGAGGUGGUGCCAAUGCUGAGGUCAGAGGGAUGAGGUCAACAUGGGCCACUGAAGUCUUGGGCUUGAGCCUAAGACCAGAGCGCAGCUGUUGUUGUUAGGUGCCAUCGAGUCAGUUCUGACUCGUAGCAACCCUACGCACAACAGAACGAAACACUACCCGGUCCUGAGCCAUCCUUACAAUCGUUGUUAUGCUUGAGCUCAUUGUUGCAGCCACUGUGUCAAUCCACCUCGUUGAGGGUCUUCCUCUUUUCUGCUGACCCUGUACUCUGCCAAACAUGAUGUCCUUCUCCAGGGACUGAUCCCUCCUGACAACAUGUCCAAAGUAUGUAAGAUGCAGUCUUGCCAUCCUUGCUUCUAAGGAGCAUUCUGGCUAUACUUCUUCUGAGACCGAUUUGUUCUUUUGGCAGUCCAUGGUAUAUUCAAUAUUCCUCGCCAACACCACAAUUCAAAGGUGUCAAUUCUUUGGUCUUCCUGUCUGUCAGUUUGUUGUACUGCGGGGGCUUGCAUGUUGCUGUGAUGCUGGAAGCUAUGCCACCAGUAUUCAGAUACCAGCAGGGUUACCCAUGGAGGACAGGUUUCAGCUGAGCUUCCAGACUAAGACGGACUAGGAAGAAGGACCUGGCAGUCUACUGCUGAAAAGCAUUAGCCAGUGAAAACCUUAUGAAUAGCAGUGCAGCUGUAGAAGGGUUUUAACCACGGAAAGGUAUGGAGCCAUGUAUGAUGCUGUCCUUAGGCCAGUAACAAUCCAAACGGAUCUGGUCCAUGGUCUGACAGCCUUAGCAGUUAAGGCUAGAGUUAGGGUUAGGGUAGGCACACCUGGGCUCUAGACUGGAAGGGGGAGGAGGAGCUCAACACAGGCUCAA